Messenger RNA from Coregonus clupeaformis (lake whitefish), 1687 nucleotides. Its product is annotated as glycine cleavage system H protein, mitochondrial. The coding region runs from base 42 to 566 and encodes 174 amino acids. Gene Ontology annotation, cellular component: mitochondrion; glycine cleavage complex; cytoplasm. Lineage: Eukaryota; Metazoa; Chordata; Actinopteri; Salmoniformes; Salmonidae. The record is from RefSeq and is a predicted model, not a curated record. The transcript is spliced from 5 exons. Gene Ontology annotation, biological process: protein lipoylation; glycine decarboxylation via glycine cleavage system.
AAAAACGUGACAGUCAAUGCAGUCGUAAAGACGCGACGAAAAUGGCUACAUGUGUAAUGCUACGUUGCUUGUCUUCCAACUUUACCUCUGCCCUGCCCUUGCUCUACAGUUCGGCACAGCUAACUCCCUCUCGGCUGGUAUCCAGGGCAUAUGUACUACGGACUCUGUCCACUACCACCCGACUCUCAUCAGCUCUUAAAUUCACAGACAAACACGAAUGGAUACGAGUAGAGGGAGAGGUAGGGACGGUUGGCAUCAGCAAAUUUGCUCAGGAGGCUCUAGGAGAUGUGGUGUACUGUGGACUACCAGAAGUUGGCACACAGCUGGCACAGACUGAUGAAUUUGGAGCGUUGGAGAGUGUGAAGGCAGCCAGUGAGCUGUACUCUCCUCUAACCGGGGAAGUCACAGAGGUCAACACACUCCUGGCAGACAACCCUGGCCUCGUCAACAAGUCCUGCUACAAAGACGGUUGGCUGAUGAAGAUGACCAUUGCCAACCCUAAGGAGCUGGAUGCUCUGAUGGAUGAGAAGGCUUAUGAGAGAUACAUCAGAUCCAUAGAAGACUAGCACCGCUUAGCCGCAACCCUUAGCACCCCCACCCCCUCGCCUGCCUAUCAAUCGCUACUAGAGAGAAAGUGCACCAGUUGUGCCGGGAGUCAGAUGUGACACUACACCGUGAAACCACCAGAAACGCCAGAGGAGCAGCCGAGCGCAUCGAUAUUGAUUUACCAGUGUUAUUGUGGUCUGAAUGUUAGGAGCCUUUAGUGUACUGGUAAUGAAUGUGACCUAAUGGGGAUGCUGGGGGCAAAUGUCUUACACACGUAGCAUGACUGAUAUGGCUGAUGUGGAGUGAUACUGUACGAGUCCUGAUGCAGUCUCUGGAUGAAUCUCAAGUCUUACCCUUGAGUCCUUGUGUCCUCUCUCCGCCUCCUUAAAACAUUAGAGGGUUUUGUUCUGAUGUUUUGAGGAGUUGAGGACACAAAUAAUUGAGGAAAAGGCUUAAGAUUCAUCCUCAAUCUUCCACUCAAAGCCUGCCCCAAGCACAGGGGAUGAGGAACUUAUGCUGCAUUCAUAAUUAAGUGGGAAGGUGUUAAUUAUACCAGUUGUGAAAUAAUGAAUACCAGUUGGAUGUAUUCACAUGCUUUUAACUCGUUGAGAAGUGCUGGUUGGCUAAUGGCCAACAAGCUGUGUCAAACAAACUAAAAGACAAGCUAUCAUGCUUGUAAACAAAUGAGUGUUCAAAAACAUAUUAAUAGAUUUGCUUUUUAUAAAUUAAUGUUUUGUUACAUUUAAUUGCCGAAAAUGCUGUUUGAGGUCAUUUCCUUAGUGGGUGACUCCAGAGGUCAGCAGAAGUCGGAGCUCAGGGAUGAUAGACGAGUUUCCCACUAGUAAUUACGAGUUGUAGGGGGGUUCAAGUGGAUUUUUCCCAGUCGUACGUGGUAAAUACCACCUUCCCACUUGGUUAUGAAUGUAGCAUCAAGACUGAACACUACUGGGAAAAAUUGUCCUCAGAAUGUCACUCUAUCAAAUACAGCUGUCAGGAUCAGUCCAUCUGGAGGGGAAGGGACUAACAAUAAAGCACUUUGGAUCUGGAGCAGGCUGGUUUCUACUAUAUGUUGUGCCUCUGUAUGCACAUCAUGUACUGGCACUAUGGAGAUGAGACAUAGAAAUAAAACUCUUGACUUGCA